UCAUUCAGUUGCUCCAAAAUGAACAGAUUAUUUGGGCGAGGAAAGCCAAAGGAACCGCCACCGAAUCUCACGGAUGCCAUUUCUAACGUAAGUCGUGGUACAUCGUGGAACACAACAGACCAGAGUAAGUGACUGCAGAUUCCCUUGCAUCUUUCAGUAAACUUUUUUCUGUUACUUAGGUGGACAGUCGAGGGGAGUCUAUAGAGAAAAAGAUUAGUAAACUUGAUGCAGAGCUCAUGAAAUACAAGGAUCAGAUGAAAAAAAUGAGAGAUGGACCCUCAAAGGUUUGUAUCAGGAUACAAGGCAUUUCUUGAGCUUUUAAAAAUAGUGCUGAAAAAUUAUGUCUUUUUGGCCACUAUAAAUUCUGAAAUCCAUGUAUUAUCUCUUGUUAUCUUGUAUUAAAAUACAGUCGUAUCAAGCUGGUGCUUUUAGCAGUAGAAUUAUUGUACCAUUCAGAAGAAGUCUUUUUUUGGUUCAAGAUGGUCGACACUUAAGCCCCGAGGCUCCAGUUAUUCAAAAGGUGUAUAGCGCUGUCCAUAAGGACAAAUUACUAUCCAGUGGAUAAUGCAAUUGGUUUUUGUACUACUUAUCCGCUGGAUAGCAAUUUGUCCAGUGGAUAGCGCUAUCCAACUUUUCAACAGCCAGGGCCAGGAAUACAAUAAUUUCAAGCCAAGUAAAGUUUUCUCAACACAAACAAGGUCAUAUUUUUUUUUUAACCCUGAGAUAACUUUGGUUUAUGUUCCAAGGCAGUUAACAUGGGCUAAUUGCCAGUUGUACAGCGUAGCAUACAGCGCAUGCUAAGCCAACUAGACUUUAAGUGAAAGCAAGGCUGGCAGUGACUUUGCUUUGAUAGAAACCUCAGCGCUAUUUAUAGAUUAAAUUUCCCUUAUUUUUUUCUAAGGAAGAAUGCAAAGCCCCAACAAACUGUAAUCAGAACAUGAAAAAACAAAUUUAUAUAAAUACAUGCAGAUGGAUAACCAGAGGGGCUUAUAGCUGGAAUAAAGUUUCUGUAAACACAAUAGUAAUUGUAAGCCUCCUUCCUGUUUAUAAGCAGAUCUUAUUAUUAGAUUUGCUUAUAAACAGGAAGGAGACAUAUAAGCUGCUGUCUGCAGAAUGGUAAAUGAUGCAGAGUGUAAUAGUAGUUGAUCCUAUGUAUGGUUGCCUGCAGACAUCAAUUUUGUCACACAUUUUCCAUCAAAUCAUCAGUUUUUCAGGCGAAAUUGUCACAUAUUAAGAAUUGUUUGGCAUGGUAAUGCUACCAGUAAGCUCAUCACAACCACAACAAUGACUGAAACUAGAAAAUAACUCUGAGCGUGCAACACACUUUUUGGCAGAUUUAUUUGCAGUCAUUAUCAAACUUAAUUGAGAUGGCAAUGUGAUGUUUGCUCUACUUUCUAAGAUCAUCUCUUCAUCAAUGGCAAUUAUGGGAAUUGUGAUUGAAUGAUGUUGGAAAUACCUUGUAUACAGAGUCUCGUACUUAAUGUCUGUCUGUUUAUUAAUUUUUUUAUCACUCCAAUGUGUUUUUCCUUUCUUUUAGAAUAUGAUCAAGCAAAGAGCAAUGAGAGUUUUGAAACAGAAAAAGCAGUAAGUUACUUAAUGCUAAAUAUUCUAAUAGAAAAUAUUUCUUUUAUAAAAACCAAUGGUACAUGGAGGAAGCCGCCAGCAAUCGAGUUGAUUACACAAAUUAAAGUUACAGCAAAAGCAACAAAAUAAGUGAUCUAUGCAAAAAAUAGUUACAGAGCACUAAGAAAGGCUUGGUGUAAGUCAGCGUGCGAAGAAUGUACUGUCCGAUAGCUUGAGACUAGUGGAUUUUGCUAUCAGGCUAUUGAAUUCGGUUUUUAACUAGCCCAACAAGCAAGUGAAGUUUUUUCAGGAAUUCAAAUUACAUAAAAACUGUGUAAUCAAUCCUGUUCAUCAAAAUGCUUUUGGGGCUAGUUAAAAUGAAUUUUGGGCUAGUUCAUGCUAGCUACAGCUUGCCAGAAUGGCAAGCUGUAAAACGGACUUUCUUUGCACCCUUUGCACCCGUCAGAUCAAUAAGAGCAAUGCAAUAUUACAAAGUAGAAAUGCAGGUUAGAGGUCCAUUUAAAUACAUGUGCAUGUAUAUAAACCUUACAUGUAAGAAAAUGAAAAAAAGCAGCCUUAAGUAAACCGAUUUUGCCAGAGGGUGUGAAAUUCAAAAGGAGUGGGUUAUGAAGGGUUUAAUGCUCCCAAUAACAAACUAAACUUAAAACAAAAUCAACAACUAAAAGCAUUUCACUCUGACCUAAAUCCCAGUGUUGCUACCAGCAAAAGCAUGUGUACAACCAACUGUACACAGACAGAAGAUAAAGUGGACAUACUGUUGUAAUCAGGGGUUUCAAUAAAGUUUUAUGUAGGCAGCUGGUUUGAGUGGAGUAACUAGUCUUUGUCUGACUCCACAAGGUGGAAAAAAAUAACGUUUUAAUACUUUCACUGACUGCCAACCGUGUACAUGUAUACGUUGUAUUGAAAGCACUGAUAAUCACCUGUACAUGUGUGCUACAGUGUAUGUUUAUCCAUGAUGUUUAUACUUGUAAUUCCAUUUCAAAGGUACAGUUGUACAGCUGUAGGUGUAAGAGGAAACGUUUUUGAGACAUUAAACUGAAGACAUUAUGAGUUUGAUGGCUAUGAAAGAAAAAUGCAGCCAGAUUACAGCCACAACUCUUUGUAUAAUGUGGUUACAAACUCGAGAAAGACGUGCAGAGCCAAGUGUGUACAUGUACAUGUAUCAUAGAGGUGUCUGUGUUAUAAAGGUUGGGUCCAUAUGGGGUUUGUUAUCUUUAGCACUAUGAUAACUGUCCAGUUAGAGGGUUGUCAUAAUAAAAAUAGGGAACUAAAGCAAUGAUGAUGACAAAAGCAAUGUCGCUAAAAAAUGAAUUUGCAUCGUUUCAAACUUUAUCGUGUCUAUUUGGACCCGCUCAAUUUGUCAAAUGUUUUUAUUGAUUUUUCCUGGAGUUCAAUUUUUAAGGACUUUAUCCAGGUUCAAAAAGAGAAAGGGAAACAACUAAAUUCUAAGUCUUGUAUGAAAUAUCACAUAAGAGGGUUUCACAUUGUGGUUGUGCAAUGGACAUCCAAAAAAUAAUACUAAAAAGUGUAAAGCACAUGCAGGGUUGUUGUUUUGCUCAUAAAACCAAUUGUGUCUUGACUUUGGCAUUGUUGUUGUUGUGGUUGCUUAAGCAAUAUUAUUAUUAUGAAGGCAUCCAUAAUGAGAGGCUUGACUGUUGUUUGUCUGUAACCCAUGAAAGUUAGUAUGUAAGCUUUUGUUAACCUUCAAUACCUUUCAGGUAUGAAAAUCAACUGGAAAAUCUCCGACAGCAAUCCUUUAACAUGGAGCAGGCAAAUUUUGCAACGCAAACAUUGAAAGAUACGAAAACUACAGUGAGUAUAUUAUUGUUUUUAUACAGAUACAUGUACAGUGUAAUGUUAAAGAACUAGUGUUCAAGAUACACUGUACCCUGGUAAAAAUAUGUCCUGCUCAGGAUCCUAAGUAAGGUUUUGAAUGGAUCUUUACAGAAUCCUAACUUUAGAUCCUGCAAAAUCCUGUCCAAGAUCCUGUUUAAGAUCCUAUAGCAUCCUACAUGUAGUUCGGAUCCUGCAAUAUCAAAACCACAGGAUCCUAACCUGAGUCUUACAAGAUCUGAUGGGAUCCUUUCUCGGACUAACUAGUAUAGGAUCUUAUUUAAUUAAUAGAAUCCUACUCAACUUGAUUAGCUGUAGGGUCCAUUUUAAGACAUACUAUUAUGAUCCUCUUAAGAUCCUUUAAGAUCCUAUCAGGAUCCUAUAUUAUAUGCUAUUGAGUGUUCAUGUAGGUAUAGCUGUACCUGUUAAGGUCCUGUUAAAUCCUAUUAGGAUCCUACAUGUUCAUGUAUAAGGUACAGCUGCACAUGUAUACUACGUAAAAUCCUGCAACAUACAUGUAUGGUACCUUGUGAAAGUACUCCAGAAGAGGUUUCAUUUAGAUGGUCACACAACAGGAUUUCAUCCACAGACUCCAAAGUUAGAACUACAUACUAAAUAAGUAGUACCAUGUGAAAGUACUGCUGAAGAGGUUUCAUUUGAAUGUUAACACCAUAGGAUUUCAUCCACAGACUCAAAAGUUAGAAAAACAUACUAAAUAAAUAGUACCAUGUGAAAGUACUGCUGAAGAGGUUUCAUUUGAAUGGUAACAUCAUAGGAUUUCAUCCACAGACUCAAAAGUUGGAACUACAUACUAAAUAAAUAGCAGUAUGUGAAAGUACAGCUGAAGAGGUUUUGUUUGAAUGGUCACACUAUAAGAUUUCAUCCACAGACUCAAAAGUUAGAACUACAUACUAAAUAAAUAGUACCGUGUGAAAAACGGUGAAAAUACUGCUGAAGAGGUUUCAUCUGAAUGGUAACACCAUAGGAUUUCAUCCACAGACUCAAAAGUUAAAACUACUUACUAAAUUAAUAUUACCAUAUGAAAGUACUGCUAAAGAGGUUUUGUUUGAAUAGUAACACCAUAGGAUUUCAUCCACAGACUCAAAAGUUAAAACUACAUACUAAAUAAAUAGUACCAUGUGAAAGUACUGCUAAAGAGGUUUUGUUUGAAUGGUCACACUAUAGGAUUUCAUCCACAGACUCAAAAGUUAAAAACACAUACAUGUAACAAGGCUUCAUCAUUCUCUCUGGGAUUGAAAGGGUUAAAGAUUAGGUUUCUUACAUGAACUAAAACAAGCAGUGUCAAGUGGCAAGAAAGGCUUAUCUUGACCACUGGUGUAGCCUAUGGGCGCAAUCCAUUCUACCAAAGUUUCCGGAAAUUUCGGUCCAAAACUCAAUGGAUCGGUUUGGUCCAACCGGAAAAGUUUCAAAACAACAGGUCCACCUUUUGAGGUGGACCACUUUUCCCGGUCAGACUGGUCAGAAUUUUGGUUGAAUGGAUUGUGCCCUAUAAGAACACUCACAAAGUCAGCUUAAUGUUGUUUACUAGUUAAUUGUGGCUGAGCAUGACUGUAUCUACUUAUUUUUUAGGUUGAUGCUAUGAAGUUAGGACUAAAAGACAUGAAAAAGGAAUAUAAGAAAGUCAAUCUUGAUGAAAUUGAGGUAUGGCCCUUUUGUUUUCAGUCUUCGUAUUGUUUGCUCAUAUCUACAUUGUACAUUGUAUUUUUAGUCUGCCUUUGUUACAUUAUACACUUACAUGUAAUGUCAGGUAUCAGGGGGAAACAAAAAUAACUGUUUUACCACGGGACCUGACAUUAAGUGUUUUGUUAUACUCUUAAAAGGCUUUCACUUCAAUGGCCACAAAGAAUAUAGAGUGAUUUAAAACAAUGCCAGUUCUUCAGAACACAAAUCUUAUUCUCAAAACUGCAAAUAAAUGAUUUAACAAAGUAAGUGUACUCCUUGUGUUAUCCACAUCUUUUUCCUUCACUAGGUGCUAUAUUUCUUCUUGGAUGGCUUCAAAAAUCAUUGCUUUUUAGCUUGAGGCUCCAUGUUUGUGUUUAUGUGUUUAUUCACAAAAGUGAAAACUAGCUUGGUGUUUUUUUUCCUGCCUCCUGUCAUGCCACUUUUCACCAUGCACUGAUCACAACAUGCUGUGGUAUCCCAGGCAGGUUACAAUAAAUUAUUUUUGCUGAAUUGUAUCACAAUCAGGAUACAUUUGAAUUUAGUCAAGGCCAUUUGACUAAUAGUCAACUGACGACAGUCCCAGUUUAGUUGAGUGAAAGUGUAGAAAUGUAAUAAUACUUGUUAUUCUUGCCUAAAGGACCUUCAAGAUGACAUGGCAGAUAUGCUUGAGAUUGCUAACGAAGUUCAAGAGACUUUAGGCCGGACUUAUGGCAUGCCAGAUGAUCUAGAUGAGGCUGAUCUUGAAGCAGGUACUGUACAUGAAAUGAAAGCCCAUUCACUGCCCAGGUUAACCUAAACUGGGGGGGGGGGGGUACUCCCUACAAUGGCCUAUACAAAGAGGCUCUGCCCAAAAGGGUUACCCUUUUCAGGCUUCAGGCAUAUAAUAGUUAUAGAGGAUAUUACAUGGCCGAGCAGAGAUACAAAAUUCCUCCUUGAGCGCGAAUGAGUGAAAUAUUUUUCAACAUGACAGGAGAAAUUUUGUAUCUCCAAGUGGCCAUGUAGUGUUCUAUUUAUUAUAUAAACACCAAUGAAUGCCAAACCAUUUCACCUGAAUGGUUUUUGCUGCAAAAGGCACGAUUUAUUAUGUAGCCUGCCAUAGCCAUUAUGAUCUUUUCACAUGUGAAAAUAACGUUAUUUUCACGUGUGAAGAUAUGUUUUUGAGCAAAAGCUCACCUGGUAUUUCAUUGGUGUUUAUGUAGAUACUUUAAAAUAGAUUACAUUAUGUAAAAGUAUUAGUGGAGAGCUUUCAUUGCAGGGGAGUUGUUGAAACAAGACCCACCUGGUCAGAAAGAGCACACCAAGCUUUACAAAAUCCUCAAGUUUGGUGUUUAUCAAGCGAAUAAUAAACAAGACACAGCUAUUCAAAAUCUCUAAAAUUUACAAAGAAAUAUACAGCUACAGUCCAGACAACUUUUAAGCUUUUGAAUGGUUGUAUCUCGUUCAAUAUCAAUUUGGCUCAUUUAUCAUCAAACUUGGGUAUUUUUGUAAAUUGCUCCAUAUAAGGUAAUCCAAGACAGUCUUAGAUCCUGAAUUCCAUGCUGAAGAUUCCAGAUCCCAGGUACUGGAUUCCGGAUUUUUUGUCAGUGGAACUUGGAGUCUGGAUUCUACUCAAAAAAUUAGAAGGAUUCUUGAUUCCUUGAGCUGAAUUUCCGAUUCCAAAUCCCUGGUUUCCGGAUUACCUUUCAUGGGGUGAUGUAUGACUUUGUGUGCUCUUUCUGACUAUGAGGUUCUUUUGUUUGACCAGGUCUUAAAAAACUGUUUAAACUCAUUUCUCCUCAGAAUUGGAAGCCCUUGGUGAUGAUCUAGCCCUUGAUGAAGACACUUCAUACUUAGAUGAAGUUCCGGCGCCAUCAGAUACAAUACCAGGGGAGCAAGACUCAUCAGGGACUAAAACACAGGUACACAGCUGCUCACUCCAAUUCCCAGACCAGACCCUGGGAAAAAGGUUGGAAUAGGCCAUUUUCAAGUUCCAAAAACUCUCACGGCCAAAGUGUUGUGAAAAUAAGUUCUUUUGGCAUGAAACAAUAGCUUGGGAAAACUCGGAAAUGGACUAUUAUGCUAAACCUUGGCUCUUCUCCUUGUCCCUAACAGCCUUUCUCAUGUUUUGCUUCAUUCUUUCAGGAUGGGGUGCAAGUCGAUGAAUUUGGUCUUCCAGUGCUAGCAAGAAAUUAAUUAAUGAACACUGUAUUUUAAGAUUUCAUAACCCUUUGCCUUUGAAACUUUUCUGUAAAUCUAUAACAGUAUGAUGUUAUAUAUUUGUAAUUUCCUUUUGUACGUCAGAGUAUUCAGGGAUCAGUGAAAGCAAGCAAAAUUAGCUGCUCAUUGACGUCUGUUGAUAACCAAGUUCAAUUUUGCUCCCAUAGCCUUCAUUACCCUUGUUAAGCGGAACAGUUUGACCAGCCUCUGUUAAUGAGAUGGCACACUAGGCUUAAUGCGAGGUUUACAUAAGGCCAAAGGUUUUGUUUUGUGAUCGUAAUCAAGUCUGGCAUGUUGAUUUUGAGGACAGUGAUGCCAGAAAAACGAUUUCAGUGCCUUCUGAUAAAGCCGUUUCUCUGCUAAAGCUCCCCAGAUCUUUUAAAAUAGCAUUUUAAACCGUAAGAGCAGCAAGUUUCAUGCACCAUUAUUUAGUUGAAGUUUAUAGAGUUCAUGCGGUUUCGUAAACUGCUGAAAACAUAACCAGAAAUGUUUUAGGGAAAAGGUUGUUUCGUUUUAAACUUGAACUGUGUGUCCAUGCGGCUUUGAUCGCUGUAGUUUAUAACACUUGUUUUCGUCUGGAAAAUUUAGGCGCUAAGUGACUUUUUUAACUGCAGGGCCGGGUUGCUCAAAGCUAGGUUAAGAUAACCCAGGGUUAGUGCGGAAUUUGUUGUUCCUAUUAUUUUGUUGC
This is a messenger RNA of Porites evermanni, 7984 nucleotides long. The record is from the annotation of a GenBank genome assembly. Lineage: Eukaryota; Metazoa; Cnidaria; Anthozoa; Scleractinia; Poritidae.